CCUGCCUCACCUCCUGCCUCACCUCCAGCCUCACCACCAGCCUCACCACCAGCCUCACCUCCUGCCUCACCGCCUGCCUCACCUCCUGCCUCACCACCAGCCUCACCUCCUGCCUCACCACCAGCCUCACCUCCUGCAUCACCACCUGCUGAGACAACAUUCCAUGUGUCAUUGGCCUCCAUGGACAGUUCCAUACAGAACAGAUCAACAGUAAGUCCACCAACAACAGUUCAUGUUAAUUUUCAAUUCUCUUACCCAACAAUAUCUCUUGAAAAAUUGCUCUCUGCUUACCUCAUAAGAGUUGUCUUUAAGACCAGGGGAGCGGGGAAUUUCCCCACCUAAAGCGACGUAAUUACCCGGCUAUUUUUGGAUUUCAAACACAACCUAGCUAUAAGAUAGACCCCUAGACCCCCUUCUACUUUUUUAUUUCUUCCUUCUACUUCAAUUUUUAGAGACAAUCCUGCCUUAUCAUAAAAAGAAGUAAAAAAAACAUGAAUUGAAAUUGUUGUAUCAAUAAUUUGAUAUUUAAUUUUUCAGGACAUUGUCAUUGAUCGCUCAUUUGAUGUGCCUGAACCAGUUGUGGAACGGUCCAUGCAGGACGAGUCCCUCCACGAUGCCACCAUUCCUGUCGAUGAUGCAGAGGACAUCAUGGUGGAGUAUUACAUGGUAGACUCUGGCACAGAACGAGGCAAAAGGAAGCUGGUUGAUAGCACUGGAUUUAGCUACACCGUAAAGAAACAGAAGAACGACCAUGUUUUAUGGAGGUGUACAAAACGGUCCAAGACCAUCAACUGCCCCGCCACAAUUAUCCAGGAUGGAGAUGACUACAGACCAGGGCAGAAGCAGCACAUCCAUGCAGGGGACCCUGGAUCUCAUAUUGCACUGAGGAUUAAAGCAGAGGUCAAACAGCAGGCCAAAGAUGCUACAUUUGAGGAAAGAAGUUCUUCCAUUGUGGAAAAAGCCAUCACAGCCCAUGGGGAUAUCUCAGCACCAGCUGGCAGCAGGCCAAACCCAGGGUACCUGAUUAGAACUGCCAACAGAGUGCGACAGAUGGACAGACCAAAAGACCCAUCUGACCUGCAUGACGAGUUAGAUCUGGACUUCUUGGAGAGGCAUGCUCCGGGAUUCCUGCGCCGGGACCUAUUGGUUGGGGACAGAAGACAUCUGAUCUUCUUCACUGAGAGGCAGCUGGAUCUUCUGGCUAAAGCAAAGACCUGGUACAUGGAUGGCACCUUCCGCUGUGUGAACCACCCCUGGAAGCAGAUGUUUUCCAUCCACGGAUUUGUGAAGUCUGGGCAUCGCAUUAAACAGGUCCCUUUGGUGUUUGCCAUUAUGUCAGGGAAGAGCCAGGAGGAUUACUACCAGGUGCUGCGGUUCAUUGAUCACCAACUCCCAGAAAGCAUUGCUUUGGAGGGAUUUGUUGCUGAUUUUGAAGCAGCACUGUGGAAGGCCUUAAAGGACCGGUUCCCUGGAACACCCAUCCAAGGCUGUGUGUUCCACUGGACACAGGCGGUGUUUAGGAAAGUCCAGGAGCACGGACUUCAGACUGCCUACAACAAAAAGGACUCAGUCUACAAGUUCGUGCGCCAACUCCUGGCCCUGCCAUUCCUCCCACCUGAGCACAUUGAGGAGACCUUCCUACGUCUGGAUGGGCGUGCACCAGAGGUUCUUGCUCCAGUGAUGGACUAUGUCUACAGGACGUGGAUCCGCUCAUCAAUCUUCAAGAUCCAUCACUGGAGUGUGUUCAUGACGUCCAUCCGGACGAACAAUGAUGUGGAGGGAUGGCACAACCGCCUAAACACUAGUGUUGUCACCAGGGGAUCGGUUCCGUUUUACCAUCUUAUUCUUGUGCUGUAUCGAGAAGCGACCAACAUCACAGUGCAGAUGAAGAUGGUAUCGGAAGGGAAGAUCCAGAGGUUCCAACGGAAGAGGACCUUACAGGUGGAAGGUCGGGUGUUCAAGCUGUGGAACAGCUACUGCGAAAGAUCAAUAACUGCGAGUGAACUUUUAAAGGGCUGUGCAUCUAUUUAUGGACCACCAGUUUUGAACAUGUGAUUUGUUCAGAUAUUGUGAUAUCGACAGCUGUGCCCCCCUUCGUGAAAUGUGCAUAAUGUAAAAAUGUUUUUAACUUAUUAAGUAUGUUUGUUAUUGUCACGUACUGCAUUUAAAAUAUCUUGUUUUGUUUUAUUGAGUUUUUUUUAUUUAAAUCAAAAUUGCUAUUACUGUUUUUGUUAUUCGUUGUGCCUAUGUUUAAAAUUCAUAAUGAAUAAAAAGAUGGAUGUAGCUAAGAAUAUAAUAAUCGUUGUUGUUCUUGAAAGGAUUUUAAUAAAUU
This is a messenger RNA of Magallana angulata, 2332 nucleotides long. RefSeq lists its product as uncharacterized. The record is from RefSeq and is a predicted model, not a curated record. Bases 592 to 2055 code for a protein of 487 amino acids. The transcript is spliced from 6 exons. Lineage: Eukaryota; Metazoa; Mollusca; Bivalvia; Ostreida; Ostreidae.